AUGUCGAGCGCGGCGGUGAACGGGCUGGCCGGCGCCGGCGGCGGCAUCAUCGCGCAGAUAAUCACCUACCCUCUCCAAACUGUGAACACCCGGCAGCAGACGGAGAGGUCAGCGAAGAAGAGGAAGGCCGGGACCUCCACCCUCUUCCAGAUGCUCCAGGUGAUUCAUCGCGGGCUUCAGCUGAUUCAAACCGAAGGAUGGGGUGGGUUGUACAGUGGCCUCAAGCCCUCUCUCAUCGGCACUGCCGCGUCGCCGGGAAUCUAUUACUACUUCUAUCAGAUCCUCAAGAACAAGGUGGAAGAUAUAGCGGUUGCUCGUAGUAAGAAGGGCCUUGGGGAUGGUACUGUCGGGAUGCUUUCUUGGCUUGGUAUUGCAGCUGUUGCUGGGUCAAUCAAUGUUCUUGUAACCAAUCCAAUAUGGGUCCUUGUGACACGUAUGCAGACACAUACUCAAGCGAAAAGGAAAAUAUUGGAGUCUAAGACGGAGCUUUUACUGAAAGAAAUGUCUAGGGCCAAUUCAUUGGAGGUUGCAAUUCUGAAGGAUAGGCUGGUUAAACUGGAGUCGGAAAAACCUCGUCCAUAUGGUACUCUUCAAGUGAUCCGGGAGGUUUAUCAUGAGUCUGGUAUAAGAGGAUUUUGGAAAGGACUUGUUCCGACAUUAAUCAUGGUAUGUAAUCCAUCGAUUCAGUUCAUGAUCUAUGAAACAUUGGCAAAGCGCCUGCAGUCAAAGCGUUCUGGAAAGAAGCUACCAAAAAGGAACCUCACUGCUAUGGAGGUUUUUUUAUUGGGUGCAAUAGCCAAACUUGGAGCUACUGUAGUCACUUAUCCAUUGCUAGUCAUCAAGUCAAGGUUGCAGGCAAAACAAGAAAUUGGCAGCAAUGUGAUGUCCAGAUACACAGGUACAAUAGAUGCGAUAAUAAAGAUGGUCCGCUACGAAGGACUGCCUGGGUUUUACAAAGGAAUGGGUACAAAGAUUGUACAAAGUGUCUUUGCUGCCUCGGUUCUCUUUAUGGUUAAAGAGGAAUUGGUUAAGUUAGCAGUGCUUUUAGUUGCAAGGAGUAGGACUAUGCUUAUUACUACAUCCAAGAAACAAUAG
This is a messenger RNA of Miscanthus lutarioriparius, 1095 nucleotides long. Lineage: Eukaryota; Viridiplantae; Streptophyta; Magnoliopsida; Poales; Poaceae. The record is from the annotation of a GenBank genome assembly.